ACAAACACAAUCUGGCCACCUUAUAUAUUGGAGGUGUUCUUUUAUGGAAGCCUGUGAGGAAUUAAAAACUGAGAAACUUCAUAGUUAUAGUGUUCCUAAGUUUUGUUGGCAAAAAUGACCUUCAACGAUGAUGAGAUGCUUGUUUCCCCUACAGACUCAGGGUCAAGACCAACACCGAUUGUACCAGGAAGAGUACAGCUUAUAAGCAUAAACAAUAACACGGUACCACUUGAAGAAACCAAACUCAAGGUGAUGUUGGAGCUCACUGGUGGUGAUUCCAGCAAUGACAGACCUGGAUUGGACCUCGUGGCGGUGUUAGAUGUCAGUGGAAGCAUGGAAGGAGAGAAGAUAUCAAAAGUCAAAACUGCCAUGCUAUUUAUGAUCAAGAAACUUAGUUCCAUUGAUCGUCUGUCAAUUGUCACAUUCUCUGGAGAUGCUAGAAGGUUGUGCCCGUUGCGCCAGAUAUCUGAAACUUCUCAAAGGGAGCUUGAAAAUCUGAUCAACGGUCUAAAGGCUGAAGGUGCAACUAACAUCACUGCAGGCCUUAAAACUGGCUUAAAUGUGCUCAACGACCGUAGAUUAAGCGGCGGCCGUGUGGUUGGCAUCAUGCUUAUGUCCGAUGGGGAGCAGAAUGCCGGUGGUGAUGCUGCCCAGGUUCCAGUCGGCAAUGUGCCCGUACAUACAUUCGGUUUUGGCAUAAAUCACGAACCGAGGGUACUCAAGGCUAUCGCACAAAAUAGUGUGGGAGGAACAUUCUCAGAUGUUCAAAACACGGACAACUUAAGUAAAGCUUUUUCCCAGUGUUUGGCUGGGCUUCUCACAGUGGUUGUUCAAGACCUGAAGCUGACGGUGACACGAAUCGAAGAUGAAUCGACAAUAGAGCAGGUAUCUGCCGGAAGCUAUCCACAAUCCAAGGACGAUGAUGCUGGCUCUAUAACUAUUAUGUUUGGCGAUCUCUACAGCAAAGAGGUGCGCAAGGUCAUAGUAGACCUUCUUCUUCUUGCUGUUGAUAAGGAGCGGGGUGCAGAUGUUCUCGAAAUCACUUACUCAUACAGCACUGGGGGAAAGCUGUUUGAAGCCCCUCCUGCGACCAUUACUGUAAGCCGCACCGGGACAUCACUAGAUCAGGAAGAGAGGCCAGAGGUGUUAACUGAGGAAACCCGUCUCCGGACUGCAAGAAUGAUAAAAGAAGCAAGAGUCAUGGCUGAUGACAGUAAACUAGAUGAUGCUCGAGACAAGCUGGUUGAAGCACAGAACUCAUUGGAGGAUGUCGUUGAUGAGUCUAACCCAUUAGUUGAGAUGCUAAGAUCGGAACUGCAACAACUUCUGAAAUUGAUGAAAUCACAAGAAAUCUAUGAAAAACAAGGGCGUCCCUUUGCACUCUCCUCCGAGACGUCCCAUGAUCGCCAGCGUUUUGCAUCAAGAGGUGAUGUGGAAAGCCUGCGGUUAUUUGCCACUCCCCGUAUGGACAAAUACCUUGAGCAAGCCAAGUCAUUUGACGAGGAUCCCAGCAAGCCGCUGCCCUCAGUGGAUGAGGAUGUGAAGGAAGAAAUCGCUGCCAAUCCCCUUGCUCCCAUCGUUGGACCUCUUACCUUCUAUAUUCAGGCAGCCAUCCAGUCCCUCCAAGCCAUUGAAAAAAUUAUCAGCAGAGGCCUUUGAUUCCAUUUGGUCAUCUCUCUAAAUUACAUUAUGCUUUUGCAUUUGAAUUGGUCAUCUCUAAACUAUCACGUGGUUUGAUGUUAGACCACUGUCUAUGCUAUCCUAGCCAGGCCCCAGUGGAAUUGUGUAAGGUUUUUGUCUAUUUUUGCAUAAUUAGCCUUUGCGUGCCAAUCGAUUAAUGAUAAAUAAAUUAUCCUUUUGGAAGCUCAAAAAA
Messenger RNA from Ricinus communis (castor bean), 1873 nucleotides. RefSeq lists its product as uncharacterized. The transcript has 4 exons. The record is from RefSeq and is a predicted model, not a curated record. Bases 115 to 1659 code for a protein of 514 amino acids. NCBI's taxonomy places the organism in Eukaryota, Viridiplantae, Streptophyta, Magnoliopsida, Malpighiales, Euphorbiaceae.